CGGUUUUUUUCUCACAGCCCCGCGCCACCUCCGUCUUAGACCUUUGGUAGAUUUCAAUAGAAAGAUACGAGUUCAUCCCCAUGGACGCCAUUGCCCAUUCGCCGUGACCGCCGUAUCCUCUUCGCCAUGGCGCCCCAGAUCCUCAUCGGAGGCGAAUGCUUCACCGUCGCUGAGGCCCAGAAGCUUCUUGAUCGCUGCAAUAGUUUAACCAGCCGCAGUAUCAAGUCCAUCAGCGGCCAGCGCGUCUACUAUGUCGACCUCAAGUCGCCCCAGAGCGACAAGGACGUGAUUGCCAAGGUCGCUCAUCUCCUCGAGAUCAAUGACCCGAGCCUGCCGCCCUCGGCGGGCCAAGCCGGCACCAGCGUUCAGCUUUACGUUACCCCGCGCGGUAUCAGUCCGUGGUCGUCGCAGGCCACAAACAUCGCGCACGUCUGCAACCUCAAGGAGCAGGUCCGGCGCAUAGAGAGGGGCCGCAUAGUCGCCAUUGAGUUUGCCGAGCCCGUCGCCGAGGUGGCGGUGCAGGACCUCGAGUUCAGCCAUGUGCUCUACGACCGCAUGACCGAGACCCUUGCGCUGGAGCCGCCUUCUUUAGAGGAUAUGUUUGGUCUGGGCGAGCGAGGCGGUCUGAAGGUGGUCGACAUCUUCGCUCAGAAGGAUCAGGGCCGCUCCCCAGUCGAGGCGCUUGAGGAGUAUAACCGGUGCAUGGGCCUCGCCCUGGACCAGUCUGAGAUGGAGUAUUUGGUCGAGACUUAUACGGCGCUGGGCCGCCCGCCCCAUGACAUCGAGCUCUUCAUGUUUGCGCAGGUCAACUCGGAGCACUGUCGUCACAAGGUCUUCAAUGCCAGCUGGAAUAUUGAUGGCAAGGCCGAGGAUACGAGCUUGUUCCAGAUGAUCAAGAACACGCAUCAAAAGACGCCCGAAUUCACCGUCUCUGCCUACUCGGACAACGCCGCUGUUCUGAGCGGCAACACAGCCAACUACUGGGCUCCCGACUACCAUACCGGUAUCUGGAAGUUGACAAAGGAGGUUCAGCACACUGUCAUCAAGGCCGAGACCCACAACCACCCAACCGCCAUCUCGCCAUUCCCUGGCGCAGCGACGGGUGCCGGAGGCGAGAUAAGGGAUGAGGGCGCUGUCGGCCGGGGCUCGUCGCCCAAGGUCGGCCUCUGCGGCUUCUUUGUGUCGGACCUCAACAUCCCAGGAGCGGCGCGCCCGUGGGAGGUUGACAUCGGCAAACCGUUCCACUAUGCCAGCAGUUUGGACAUCAUGCUAGAGGCGCCAAUCGGUAGCGCGCGCUUCUCCAACGAGUAUGGCCGCGCCUCCCUCACGGGUUGCUUCCGAACGCUGCUCACCAACACCGGAGGCCAGGGCGGCGAAUCAAGUGAUUCGCCCGAGUGGAGGGGUUAUCACAAGCCAAUCAUGAUUGCUGGUGGACAGGGAACCUGCCGGCCGCAGCACGCCCUCAAAAACGGCGCCGACGUGCAGCCAUCGGCCUACGCCAUCGUCCUGGGUGGCCCGGCCAUGCUGAUCGGCCUUGGCGGUGGUGCGGCAUCCAGCAGUGCAUCGGGCGAGGCGAGCGCCGAGCUGGAUUUCAACAGCGUCCAGAGAGGCAACCCCGAGGUGGAGCGCCGGGCGCAGAUGGUCAUCAACGCGUGCGUGUCGCUGGGCCCGGAAAACCCUCUCGCAUUUAUCCACGACGUCGGCGCUGGCGGUCUGUCCAACGCGCUGCCCGAGCUCGUGCGAGAUGCCGGAUUUGGUGGCAAGUUCGAGCUCCGCCAGGUCGACUCGGUUGACAAUAAAAUGUCGCCCCUGGAAAUCUGGGCAAACGAGUCCCAGGAGCGCUAUGUAUUGCUUGUCAACAGCGAGAACCUCAACCGGUUCACCAGGAUCUGUCAGAGGGAGCGUUGCCCGUUCGCUACCGUCGGAACAGUGCUACCCCAGGGCAGCAAUGACGACUCGAGGCUUGUCCUGACCGACCGCGACUCCCCAGAACAUCCCCUCCCGAUCGACCUCCCUAUGAAUGCCCUCUUCCCCCCUGGUCGGAAGCAGGUUCGGACUGUUCAGACGGUUAAGCGGAACCUCAAGGCAUUUGAUUCAGGAGCCAGUCUCGAGGCGAAGUACGGAACUCUUACCAGGGGCGAGGCGGUUACAAAGGCGGCAGAGCUUGUCUUUACGCUCCCGUCCGUCGGGUCCAAGAUGUUCCUUAUCACCAUUGGCGACAGGACAGUGGGCGGCCUGACGGCGCGGGACCAGCUGGUUGGGCCCUGGCAAACGCCCGUGGCUGAUGUUGCCGUCACUCUGGGAUCCUUUAGCACCGACGAAAAGACAAGGAUGGGUGAUGCCAUGGCAGUCGGAGAGAAGCCAACACUGGCGCUGAUCUCGCCGUCCGCUUCAGCGCGUAUGGCUGUUCUGGAAAGCAUCAUGAACCUGAGCGCAGCGGACAUCCAGGCAGAGCCCAACACGAGAGGUGAUCUCAGGCGGGUAAAGCUGUCGGCCAACUGGAUGGCGGCGGUCAACCACCCUGGAGAGGGCGCGGCGUUGUACGAGGCAGUCAAGGCGAUCGGCCUUGACCUGUGCCCCAAGAUGCGCCUGGCGAUUCCCGUGGGCAAGGACUCGACCUCGAUGAAGGCUUCGUGGAAGGAUAAGGCCACUGGCGAGAGUAAGAGUGUGACAGCACCCGUAUCGGUUGUCAUCUCGGCAUUCGCGCCUGUGGAAGAUGUGCGCAGGACUUGGACUCCCCAGCUUCGUCGGGUCGAGGAGGUUGGCGAUUCGGUGCUGCUGUUCGUGGACCUCGCCGAGGGAAAGAAGGCCAUGGGAGGCUCAGCGCUGGCGCAGACGCUGGGCCAGCUGGGCAACGAGGCGCCAGACGUGCGGUCGACCAAGCUGCUUGUCGACUACUUCGACGCCGUCAACCAGCUGCACGAGGACGGCUGCGUCCUUGCGUACCACGAUCGGUCCGACGGCGGCCUCCUCACGACGGUGGCGGAAAUGAUGUUUGCUGGCAGGUGCGGCGCCGACAUCGAGAUCGAUGACCUGAUAAAGUCGGGCUCGGUCACGGACAUUCUUGACACGCUCUUCAACGAGGAGCUGGGCGCCGUUUUCCAGGUGCGCAAGGCUCAUGAGCAGCGGUUCAAGGAGUGCUUCGCUACUUGUGGUCCGCCUAAAGGCCUGAUCAGGAAAAUCGGGUACGCGCGCUCGGCGCCCAAUCAGUCGCUCACCAUCAAGUGUAGCGGAGCAGCGCUCGCGGUGCUGGACCGUGCCGAGUUCCAGCAGAUCUGGUCACGCACGUCGUUCGAGAUGCAGAAGCUGCGGGACAACCCGGCGUGCGCCAAGGCCGAGUUCGACGCGCUUGCCGACCUGAGUGACCCCGGCAUGUCGUACAAGCUCACGUUCGACCCGGCCGAAGUGACGUUGCCCGUCAUGACAAACCUGAGGGGCCUCGUCAGCGCACGGCCCAAGGUUGCCGUGCUGCGCGAGCAGGGUGUCAAUGGCCACGCCGAGAUGGCAUUUGCCUUCCGCGCGGCAGGCUUUGACGCCGUCGAUGUCCACAUGUCGGAUAUUCUCGGCGGCCACUCGCUUCAGGAAUACGCGGGCCUUGCGGCCUGUGGUGGAUUUAGCUACGGCGACGUCCUCGGCGCUGGUCAGGGAUGGGCUGCGUCGAUUCUCCUCCACGAUAAUGCUCGCAAGACGUUCCAGGACUUCUUCAAGCGACCCGACACAUUCGCUCUCGGCGUCUGCAACGGCUGCCAGCUGCUCACUAGGAUCAAAGAACUCAUUCCAGGGGUCCAGAAUAUCUGGCCCACCUUUGUCGAGAACGCGUCGCAGCAAUUCGAGGGGCGUGUCUCGAUGGUCAAGAUUGAGCUUCCCAAGACCUCCUCGUCGUCUGUGUUCUUUGACGGCAUGUCGGGCUCACAGCUCCCCGUGGUCGUGUCGCACGGCGAGGGCAGGGCGUCAUUCGAUUCGUCAUUGGCGAUUCGGGCCCUCAGCGAGCAGGGACUGAUCUCGAUGAAGUACACUGACAACUACGGCAAAGUCACCGAACAGUACCCCUUCUCGCCGAACGGCAGCCCGAUGGGUAUUGCUGGCGUCAGCAGCCCCGACGGGCGUGUGGUGGCCAUGAUGCCACACCCUGAGAGGACCGUCAUGGCGGACGUGUGUAGCUGGGCGCCCGAGGGCCAGCUCGAGAAGUGGGGCCAGUACGGGCCGUGGUUCAAGAUGUUCCUGAAUGCCCGCAGAUGGGUUGGCUAGGUGAGGGGCUAUGUGACGUUGGGAUGGAUUGCUGGCGUAGGGAAGGGGAAUCUUGGGCUGAGGUUUGUGGAUUUCGGGCAUAUCGCGAUGGCUUUCUCGGCAUGAGGCAAUGGUUCUUGCCUGCUUGCGCUGAUCUUAGGAUAGA
This is a messenger RNA of Gaeumannomyces tritici R3-111a-1, 4393 nucleotides long. RefSeq names its product phosphoribosylformylglycinamidine synthase. NCBI's taxonomy places the organism in Eukaryota, Fungi, Ascomycota, Sordariomycetes, Magnaporthales, Magnaporthaceae. Gene Ontology annotation, molecular function: phosphoribosylformylglycinamidine synthase activity. Gene Ontology annotation, biological process: 'de novo' IMP biosynthetic process. The record is from RefSeq and is a predicted model, not a curated record. The transcript is spliced from 4 exons. Bases 127 to 4248 code for a protein of 1373 amino acids.